AUGGAGGAGGAACGCGAAGCUUUGGAGGCCGUCUACGACACCGACUUUGAGGCCGACGGGUCCACUUGGCGAGUGCGGCUACCGGAGCUUAAUGCGGUACUGAUCCUUCGCUUGGGAGGUGGAUAUCCGGAGUCUCAGCCGCCAUCGCCAUCCCUGGAAUUCGAUCCCUGGCCGAAGGGUGGCGAUGCUUUCGCACGGCGAGUGACGCAGGACUUGUUGGGCCAAUUUGAGCCUGGGAGUGGCUGUGUGAUCCAAUGGGUUGAGUUCGUGAAGGAGGCCUGGGCCACAAGUCCUCCGGAUGCUGUGGCGGCUAUCGAAACAGAGGCGCCAGCGGAGGUGGUGGAAACAGAGGCCAAGCCCAGCAGCGUCGCCCUGACGCCAGAGCUGGCCAAAGCCGUAGGCCCAUCUUUGCUGAGCGCUGGCUUCACGGAAUGGAGCCCGGGGCUCUUCGCCCACAGCGACAAGGGUGUCACUGCAGAGGUGCGCGAGGACCUCACCAUCACCGUUGACGGCGUGGACGCCGAGGACCUUGUGGACUGGGCUGGUAUGCAGUUGUCGGCAGACCCUGCCAGUUUCGGAGCGCGACUCUUGGAGUGGGUGACAGCUCAGCGCUCGCCCGAACCGGGCUUCUUGGACGACGAGGCAGAGGGCUCUGGGGGCCCCGACUUCUUGCCGAGCCCAGAAGAGCUCGGUGUCAAGAAGGAACGAGAUCUGCUGGUACUGACUUGGGGCAAAGCCUUGCGAAAGUCAGCUCCGCCCGAAAGUGAGCACAACUUCAAUGCUGGCAUCCUCAAUGGCAGGGGAGGAGGUGCAGAUUUGAAGUCCAUGAACGGGCUUUGGGAUGAAGUGCAGAGCAAUGUGGCCUCCUGUGGCCUCUUCCCACGCUGGAUCUCAAUGGUGUGCGCGAAGGUGGAGCACUCCAACCUGAGCUGCAUUUCCAUCAACUGCACGAAGGGCAAAGACUUCCGACCGGAUGCCGCGACUUUCGGUGCCCUCAUCAACGGUACUGGAGCGCAGAGCGCAACCGGAUUGCAUCACAAUGCCUGCAUCUCAGGCCUCCAACCUGCCAAAGAGCUGUGUGAUGAAGUGGGAGUGGACUACGUAGCGGGCUCGGCGGGCCGUGAAAUCCAGCCACCUGUCGAAACCAAGGACAGCCUCAUUCGGUCGAACCUGAUCAACCGGGAGGUGAAGCGUGCAGAUGGCCAGCUGCCGGGGUAUGUGGUGAAGCGCAGUGGGGAGAAGCAGGAGGUGAAGUUCGAUGCCAUCACACAGCGUCUCCGGCCAUUGUGCGAAGGUCUUGAUGGCAAGUUCGUCGACCCAGUGGUUGUGACUCAGAAGGUGAUCGAAGGCUUUUUCCCAGGCAUCUCCACGGGGGAGGUAGAUGUUCUAGCAGCUGAGACGUGCGCCUACAUGUCCCAGAAGCACCCAGACUUCUCCGUUUUGGCUGCGCGAAUUGCCAUCUCCAACCUGCACAAAAACACCUCCGACUCCUUCUACGAGACUUGCAAGGUGUUGCAUGAGUUCCGUGACCAGCAGGGCCGAUCUGCUUCGCUGCUGGCAGCGGAUGUAUGGGAGUUUAUCGCAGAGAAUGCCGAGGCUUUGGACCAAGCUGUUGAUUACAAGCGGGACCUCGGCUACGACUACUUCGGCUUCAAGACGCUUGAGAAGUCCUACCUUCUGAAAGUCCACAACAAGAUCGUAGAGCGCCCACAGCACCUGAUCAUGCGGGCUGCCUGUGGCAUUCAUUGCGGUGAUCUCCAGGCUGCGCUGGAGACCUACGAUCUCAUGUCAAGGAGAUUCUUCACCCAUGCAACUCCGACCUUGUUCAAUGCGGGCACUCCGGCACCCCAGAUGUCGUCGUGCUUCUUGCUGAAAAUGCAAGGAGAUAGCAUCGAGGGAAUCUACGACACGCUAAAGCAAUGUGCUUUAAUCUCCAAGUCUGCCGGUGGAAUCGGCGUGGCAGUUUCCAACAUCCGCGCCAGUGGUUCCUACAUCCGCGGCACCAACGGCCACAGCAACGGACUAGUCCCCAUGCUGCGCAACUUCAACGAAACCGCCCGAUACGUGGACCAGGGUGGAGGCAAGAGGAAGGGAUCUUUCGCCAUGUACCUGGAGCCCUGGCACGCAGAUGUCCUGGACUUCUUGGAGCUCCGAAAGAACCACGGAAAGGAGGAGCAGCGUGCACGUGAUCUUUUCUAUGGGCUUUGGAUCCCGGAUCUCUUCAUGAAGCGCGUGAAGGACAAUCAAGACUGGACUCUUUUCUGUCCCAACGAGGCUUUCGACAAGUCUACCGGGAAGGGCCUCAUGGAUGUGUGGGGCGAGGAGUUUGAGAUUAUGUACACGCGCCUGGAGCAGGAGGGUAAAGGCAGGAAAACCAUGAAGGCUCAGCACCUGUGGUUUCGAAUCCUCGAGUCACAAAUGGAGACGGGCACGCCAUAUAUGCUCUACAAGGACCAUGCGAACCGCAAGUCCAAUCAGCAGAAUCUCGGCACCAUCCAUUGCUCGAACCUCUGCACAGAGAUCAUCGAGUACACCUCAGAGGACGAAAUUGCCGUGUGCAACCUGGCUUCCAUCUCGCUUCCCAGCUUCGCAAGCUCCGAUGGUGAGCCAUAUGACUUUCAAAAGCUUUAUGAAGUCACCAAAGUUGUGACGAAGAACCUGAACAAGGUCAUUGAUCGCAACUAUUACCCUGUCCCGGCUGCCAGGAAGUCCAACAUGCGCCACCGUCCGGUUGGACUGGGGGUGCAGGGACUCGCCGAUGCUUUCCUGAUGAUGAAGCUACCCUUCGAAAGUGAGGAGGCCAAGCGACUGAAUGAGGACAUCUUCGAGACCAUCUACUUCGCCGCUUGCGAGGCGUCCUGCGAGCUGGCAGAGAGGCUUGGCCCCUAUGAGACCUACGAAGGCAGUCCCGUGAGCAAGGGCAUCCUCCAGUUUGACAUGUGGCAGAAGACCCCGAACUCGCUCCUGGUCGCGCCAAUGCCUACGGCGAGCACAGCACAGAUCUUGGGGAACAAUGAGUCCUUCGAGCCGUACACGCAGAACCUCUACGUGCGCCGAGUGCUCUCGGGGGAGUUCGUGCAGGUCAACAGGCACCUUCUCCGUGACCUCAUCGCGCGCGACCUGUGGAGCGAGGAGCUGCGGCUCAAGCUCAUCGCCUACAAUGGGAGUGUCCAGGCACUUAAUCUCCCCGACGACAUCAAGGAGCUCUAUAAGACCGUGUGGGAGAUCCGACAGCGGGUGGUCUUGGACAUGGCGGCCGAUCGUGGAGCCUACAUCGACCAAUCGCAGCAUUUCCAUGGAUGGAACCUCGGGCUCAAGACGGGCCUUUAUUACCUCAGGACGAAGGCUGCAGCGGAUGCAAUCAAGUUUACAGUGGAUGUGGAUACACUGUCCGAACAAUUCCGACGCUUCUCUCGUUUUGCUGAGAGAAGCGCACGGGCGAAGCAUUACGUUCCCUGGUAUCGGAGGCCAGGUUUGGGGUUGCAAAGCUUCUGA
Symbiodinium sp. CCMP2592 is the source of this 3495-nucleotide messenger RNA. The record is from the annotation of a GenBank genome assembly. Lineage: Eukaryota; Dinophyceae; Suessiales; Symbiodiniaceae.